Messenger RNA from Amaranthus tricolor (Joseph's coat), 2017 nucleotides. RefSeq lists its product as uncharacterized. Bases 633 to 2009 code for a protein of 458 amino acids. The record is from RefSeq and is a predicted model, not a curated record. NCBI's taxonomy places the organism in Eukaryota, Viridiplantae, Streptophyta, Magnoliopsida, Caryophyllales, Amaranthaceae. The transcript is spliced from 4 exons.
AAAAGUCCACUUUCCAGUUUCCACUUGCCAUAAAUAAUUUAAUGAAAAAAAUAAGAUAAAGACAAAAAAUAAUAAUAAUAAGAAAAGCUGAUGAACCUUCAUCAUCAUCUUCAUCUUUAUCUUCCUAAUCCUAAUCAUAAAUCAGCCCUACAAAUUAAAAAAAAAACGUUUGGGUAAGAUUCUUACAAAUCCUCCCUUGGCAAGUUAUUCUUUUAUUCUUGAUCAUUUACAAUAUUUGUGAAAACAAAUUAACAUCCAAAUUGAAAAUUGAAAAAAAAAGUGUUGACUCUGAAAAAUUCCAGAUCGAGCAACAUAAAGUACUGUGAUAAUCUAAACAAUUAAAAAAAGAGAAAUACUGUGGUGGAUAAUGUCGGAUUGCGAUUUGGGGAACUGUGAUUGUGACUUUGAUUGUAAUGACUGCGAUUGUGAUUGUAACUGCGAUGCCUGUGACUGCAAUUGUGACUGUCUUCCGAUUUGCUGCGGUGGUUUCUGCUGUCCUCCGUCUCAGGUGAAGUUGGCUAGGACUUUGCAUGACUCUUGACAAGUAACUUGUUGCAAACAUUAUGUCGGGCCUUGAUGCACUAAGAUAAAGGAUAGCCAAGGAGAAUCUUCGGUCAAAGAGUCCGGAGCUGAUGAAGAAAUUCAGCGUUCUAAGACUUGCUCAAGGGGCCAUACAGCGACCCGAGGAUAAGCCUCUUCCCCUUCCUCCGAAGGACUCGGCGACUGUAGAGAAGGGUCUGGAGGACGUGCCCUCAGAGCAAGAGGCUCUCCGACUUCUCGAAGAGAGAAAACAAAUUCACAUCCCCGAUGAAUCUGAGAGGGUGAUUCCUCCACAGACAAGGGGGGUGAAAAAGAGUGGGAAGAAGAAGAGGAAGCGGGAUUCUUCUUCCCGCAAGGAGAGCUCGGCCAAGAGGCCCUCUGUGGGCACGAUUCCUACGGCCGUACCUCUCCGCAUAGGGUCGGUUAAGGAGGAGGCGUCUCCCCCUUCGGACUCUCCACGGCCAGCUUCGAACAAGGGGAAGGAGAAGGUGGGGGAGUCUUCCGCGGCUCCCUCAUCACAAUUCGCUGAGGUUUAUCGUCGUCGGGAAGUUUUCCCUUUUCGACACGAGACACCCUUUCCGGAGUUGGGGCAUAAGGGCUUAAUUGUUCGUUUUAACAGGGCGACGUCCAACUUAAUCAGCAAGGUGGACGUCGACCUACUAGAAUCCAUGCCCCCCCGUGACAGGGUGCGUCAGGCACAAGCUUCGGCGGCAGAGGUAAUGACUUUUUUAUGCUUAGUAGUGUCAUUACUUGGUUUCCGGAUUUCUUUAGUUGCCGUUUCUUUGCAGGCGUUCAUACGGUUGGCUUUUGAGCUCGACGCAAACCGUCAAAGUGCCGCGGACCAGGAAACCAUGGCCGCCCUUACCUCCCGCUGUGAGGAGCUGAACGACGAAUUAUCAAAAUUGCGGGAGGACUUGCCGGGCCUAAAAGAGAAACUGGCCAAGUGUUCUGAGCUGAAAGAGCGCUUGGUCAGGACCGAACAAUGGCGGGAAAGGGCAAGGAAGCAGCUGGACCAGACCAUCGAGAACUUAGAUGCUGCUUCCACCUGGUCUGCGAGCCUCGGCCAUGAAGUCGGCUUGCUGAUGGAUACCCAUGCCAAGCUUUUUCAUCAGAACCAGCAACUUAUGCAGCAAGUAUCGACUGAUUCUGCCCACUUCAAGAUGAUCCUAUCCGCGGCUAAGGUGUAUAAAUUGUGUUUAACCAGGAAGGCCCGGAUGGCUCGAGAUUGGCUUCUUUUGGAUGAGCCGGAAGCGUUGAAGUUUCUUGGAGAUCUGACGGCGGAGAUGGUGAGAGCCGGAACCCUGAUCAGUGACGAAAAGUAUCGUUUGGCUGCCGCAGAGUUGGGCAUGGAUUUCACAUCUCUUCAGCAAACUGCUGAUCAGAAGGGAAGUGAAGCCUUGUCCAACCUUGCUCCUGUCUUGGACGGGGAGUUCGGCGGUACUGGUCGACGCUGCUUGGGAUGCGGAUGAAAGGAGAG